Rubroshorea leprosula is the source of this 1749-nucleotide messenger RNA. The record is from the annotation of a GenBank genome assembly. Lineage: Eukaryota; Viridiplantae; Streptophyta; Magnoliopsida; Malvales; Dipterocarpaceae.
CAAGAACGACUCCAGAAGCAGCUGAUAGAAACGGUAAAACAAGAAACCUUCUGUCCUAAGGUGAACUCUAUUUUUUGUGCAGUCAAGAUUACAAGAAAACAGUUCUCAUGGUAAAAAUUGCUCUACUUUUUCCUUUAAAAAUCGUGUGUGUUCUCUGUGUUGACCUGAAUCCCUAAAUUUGGGUUUCUGAUUCAUCAUUUUAACCCCGUUUCACCAACACCCCUUGGCCCUUUUCUAUCUCCACCUGAAAAGUUUGUUUCUUUAUGAUUCUUCUCUUCCAAUUCAAUCCAACCCCCCUUUUUUCUUUCCAAAUUUUUAAAACCCUCUUGUUGAAUCUUGUUUUCCUUUUCAAAUAGUUGAAGAGUCUUCUUCUUUUGUUUGAUCCGGACAAGAUGAUGAUGAUGACAAUGGCGGGAAUGAUGGAUAAGGGUGUAUUAGAUGACAUAAUAAGGAGGUUAUUGGAGGGUAGAGGAGGCAAGCAGGUGCAGCUUUCUGAGGGAGAGAUCCGUCAGCUUUGUAUAAAUGCUCGUCAAAUCUUCCUCUCACAGCCCAAUCUUGUCCAUGUUCGUGCUCCCAUACGCAUCUGUGGAGAUAUACAUGGACAGUACCAAGACCUUCUGAAGUUAUUUGAGAAUGGUGGGUACCCUCCUGCUGCAAACUAUCUGUUCCUCGGGGAUUAUGUAGAUCGAGGGAAGCAAAGUUUGGAGACGAUAUGUUUGCUUUUGGCCUAUAAAAUAAGAUAUCCUGACCGGAUUUGCCUAUUGAGAGGAAACCAUGAAGAUGCAAAGAUCAAUCGAAUUUAUGGAUUUUAUGAUGAGUGUAAAAGGAGAUUCAAUGUUAGGCUUUGGAAGAUAUUUACAGACUGCUUCAAUUGUUUGCCUGUGGCAGCACUCAUUGAUGAGAAGAUACUCUGCAUGCAUGGGGGGCUAUCCAAAGAGUUGGAAAAUUUGGAUCAAAUAAGGGAAAUUCAGAGGCCAACUGAAAUUCCAGAUAGCGGUCUUCUCUGUGACCUGCUUUGGUCCGAUCCUGAUCCCAAGAUUGAGGGUUGGGGAGCUAGUGAUCGAGGAGUUUCAUGUACUUUUGGAGCUGAUGUAGUUCAUGAAUUUUUGGACAAGAAUGACCUUGACCUCAUUUGCCGUGGUCAUCAGGUUGUGGAGGAUGGCUAUGAGUUCUUUGCUAACCGAAGAUUAGUCACAAUAUUUUCGGCUCCAAACUAUGGUGGUGAAUUUGACAAUGCUGGUGCUUUAUUGAGUGUUGACGAUGCUCUAGUUUGCUCCUUUGAGAUAUUGAAACCAGCUGACACUAAAGCAUCGUCAAGCAAUUCUAACAAGUUGCCCUUGAAAAAGCCCCCUAAAUCCGGGAAGGUUUGAUGCACCACGAAAGAGGAGUGUUGGAGUUAUUGUCAUUCUACUCAAGUAGGAAAUACAGUAAGCACAAUUCAAGCUAGGGUUUUGAUUACCUGUUGGCAAAUGGAUUGGCAAGGAAGCCUGUCAGGAGUUGAUGCUAGCUGGUAAUUUAAUUGCAAGGAAGUUUACAAAAAGAAAGUCUGUACAUGAACUAUGCUGUCGUAGCAGAAAUUUUUGUGUUGUAGAUCUCUUGUUGUAUCAUGUACUUUGGAUACUCGCUAUCAGCAAUCAACUAUCAAUGUGCUAUUGAUGAGUAACCAAAUGGAUAUAGGCUGUCUUGAGAUUUGUGGAAUGUAUUUGUACAUUUGUGGUUUUGUUUGGAAGUGCCUUCUGUCAUGAGUUA